CCUAGUUGUGUAUAGACAAGCAUGGAGAAAGUCGGGCGGCGUUACAUGUUAGCGAGUCUUUUACUGUAGAUCUUUUUUUUUUUUUUUCUAAAUGCUUAGAUUUCAAAGUAAUUAUUGCCCUAUUUUCGUGACGGACUAAGGAAGCUCGCAGCUUAUAGCUUGGGGUCUCUCUUCUCUAUAUGGAUGAGCCAGAGUCUGAAAGUCCGGCCAGUAUUUUGGCCUCAGUGAGAGCUCAGGAGGCACAGUUUGAGCUGCUGUCUCGUGCUCUGGAAGAGGAAAGGAGACACAUCACUGCUCAGCUGGACCGGGUGUGGGUCACUCCACAGGAGCCACCCCUGACCAAUGGCUCCCACACCCGUUGCCAGCAGGACGGGUCACCAUUUUUGUACACCUCAACUAGGAUGGAGGCCCACUCUGUUCAUGCAGAUGAGAGAUAUGUCAUUGAUGAUGAUUCAUCUUACAAAUCAUGCACUCUAAACGAUGAAACUCGAUGCAAUGAAAUCCCAGUACAAACAAUUGUGGGAUACUCUCAAACAUUAGAUCGACCAUACAGGGAGCCUGCUGGAGGUGGAGGAACUUAUACUACAGUACCAAGAAAUUACCAUUUCCGCGGUCCUGGAGUCGAUUCAACAAUGCCAGUGAUUUCCCAGUCUCCACAUCCUGGUUAUAGUAGCCUAUCAAGGCCAAAUCAGCGAUAUCGUAGUAUUGAUCCUUACCGAGGUCCUGGAUAUGGACCCCAACCACAGGUUAGGGGCGGUGGUCUUGGAGGCAGCCAGUCUGAUCUACUUUCAGGUAGGGUUUAUGGCUCUGAAGAUGCCUAUGGAUUGGAAGAUGAUCGUAGGAGCCUGGGUGGAUAUAUAGAUGGACCUGAUUAUGCUACUACUGGGAGGAGAGGAGCUAAUGGAGGUGACCCUCGCAGAAGACUGAGGAGUUAUGAAGAUCCGCUCUCUGAUCGUUUUGGGUCAGUUCCAACAUCAGGUAGCCUCUCUAGUCUUGGACCUGCUCCACUGACUUUGGCACCUACCAGUGGACCUUGGAGACAACCAGAACUUCCAGAGGUUUUGGCAAUGCUUAGCUAUACUCUAGAUGCUGUAAGGUUAAAUGCUGCUGCCUAUUUGCAACAUCUCUCCUACCGAAAUGAGGAUGUAAAAAAAGAGGUAUGCCGCUUGCGUGGGAUACCACCCCUUAUCAGCCUUUUGGAGGACCCGCGAGCACCAGUAAGACUUGCAGCAUGUGGUGCUCUCAAAAAUCUCUCUUAUGGACCUGCAAGAGAAAACAAGAUGGCUGUGAAAAACUGUGAUGGGGUGCCAGCUUUGGCAAGACUACUGCACAGAAGAGGGGAGGGGAAAGAAGGAAGAGAACUGGCGGAGUGUGUAACUGGUACUCUUUGGAAUCUGUCCUCUUUGGACUCUAUAAAGAUGGAGCUGGUUGACCAGGCUCUUUAUACUCUGACACAGGAAAUUUUAGUUCCUCACUCAGGAUGGCAACAGGAUGGAGCGAUGCAGGUUGUGGUGGAAGGAAAGCCCAGACAUGUUGAGUGGGAGCCAGCCCUAGUCAACACUACAGGUUGUCUGCGUAAUAUUUCUUCUGAGCGUUCUGAGGCAAGGAGGAAAAUGAGAGAAUGUGAAGGGUUAGUGGAAUCUGUUGUUCAUAUCUUACGAUCCGAAGUAAGCCAUGGACAGGUCGAUAGUAAGCUUGUAGAGAAUGUUGUGUGCUUGCUAAGAAACCUUUCUUAUCACAUUCACCGGGAAAUCCCUCAUGCUGAGAAGUACAUGGAAAACCCUCCUAAUGCCAGUGCAGAGACCCAAAACCCUAGCUGCUUUGGGGUUCGAAGAGGGAAAGGUAAAAAGGCUUCAGAAGAGUCUGUUGUUGACACUAUUGACUUUCCAAAAAGAACAAUGCCAGCACAAGGCUAUGACCUUCUUUUCCAGCCAGAGAUAGUGCGGCUUUAUAUAUCUCUUGUGAAGUUAUCACACACACCUGCUGUAUUAGAAGCUUCAGCUGGAGCAAUUCAAAACCUGUGUGCUGGAAACUGGGUUUAUGGCCGCUGCAUUCGGGCUGCAGUUCGACAGGAGAAAGGUCUGUCUUCACUUGCUGAUCACUUAACCCAUGAGAGUGAGCGUGUUGUUCGUGCCAUUUGUGGAGCAUUGCGCAACCUUUGUGGAGACAGCAGGAACAGGGAACUGAUCGGAAAACAUGCUCUGAACAGUCUUGUUGCACGUCUGUCUAGUUCCUCUGCCCAGUCAUCUGCACUUUCUGAAGAUACGAAUGUCGGCGUUAUCAGUACUAUUCAUGAAGUUAUUUCUGGGAAUCUAGAGGCAGCAAAAAGAUUGCGUGAGAGUCAGGGAAUUGAAAGACUUGUCCUUAUUAAUAAAGGGGGAGGUCGUUCAGACAAAGAGAUACGGGCUGCUGGUUUUUGCCUUCAGACCAUUUGGGGUUAUAAAGAACUGAGAAGACCACUGGAAAAAGAUGGGUGGAAAAGAAAUGAUUUUCAGGUGUCCACUGCGGUAACUUCCCGUGUGCAGGUUUAUGAUGAUAGUACUCUUCCACUCAUUGACCGAAACCUAAAAAAUGAGAAAAAAUCUGAGAAUACUGACAUUCCGCUAAAUGAUUUCAGAACAGAUCCGUUCGCUCAUAAUGGUGAUAGUAGCAAUCGCCUCCCAAACCGCUCUGAAGAACUCUCAGAAUUGGAUCCUCUUAAGGUAAUGCAGGAGCGCUCUGUAAGUGCUGGAGGAUCACUAAGUCUUGGUGAUGCUGAAGACCAGCGUGUCUAACCACUAAUUUUUCAAAUGAUGACACUCUGGCUUUACUCACGUACUUGGAGCACUGGACCAGAAAUACUUUAGCUAUUACCUUUCACUACCUGUCUUUUUUAUUUUCUUCUGUCUGUUUUUGCUGCAUUUUUUACUUUUGUGCAUUAUCAGUUGCAAAGAAUUCUUUAACUACAAGUACAGAAAAUAACACUGGAACAUCAUAAUAGGGGACUAACAGUAUAAAUAUGGGAUACUAAUAUAACUGCUCAAUGCUAACAUUUUCUAAAUAAGGGAAACGCCGGCAUACUGGUUAUACCUGUUCUCACUUGCUGUUGCUCUUUCUCCCUCUAUCUGGUAAUCUGGUUUCAUGUUUGCUGCAGUUAAAUUGAUGUGUAUUCUUUUUCAUUGUUGGAAUCACCAGUUGCCUUUUCUUGGGGAAUUUAGUGGAGUCCCUUCAUAAAAACUCCUGCUUAACAUCCCUACAAACUUUUCCUAACAAUCUGAUGCCAAGAAUGUUUUUAUAAAUAAAUUUUUAAGACAAUCAUUUAAAAAAUACUUCUAAGUAUCCUUUAAUCUUUUAACCAUCUUAACACAAUUUUUUUGUUAAAAUAAAACAAAAUUACUGAAGAUCAUGAUAAGCA
This is a messenger RNA of Xenopus tropicalis (tropical clawed frog), 3394 nucleotides long. It is a transcript of the gene ctnnd1, whose product is annotated as catenin delta 1. NCBI's taxonomy places the organism in Eukaryota, Metazoa, Chordata, Amphibia, Anura, Pipidae. Bases 180 to 2774 code for a protein of 864 amino acids. Gene Ontology annotation, cellular component: adherens junction; cytoplasm; nucleus. The record is from RefSeq and is a predicted model, not a curated record. The transcript has 19 exons. Gene Ontology annotation, biological process: cell-cell adhesion.